GUGUGUGUUUGUCCAUGAGGUGUGGAGACGCCUGCUAUUCUUGCGGUCUGUGACGGAGCGAUCCGAGCGAAGCGCUGCCAUGGCCGGAAUGUUUGACAUUGAUUUGGACCAGCCGGAGGAAAACGUCUCCGACGAUGAUGAGAACGAGGAGGUUCAAAUCGGUGACAUCAUGGACCAGUGCAGUGGAUUUGAGUUCAACAUGGACGACUGUGAGAAGAUUGAGAUAUCGGAGGACAACGUCAACCAGGGGACGGAGAACAUCAGACCCGAGUGCUUUGAGCUGCUGCGGGUCCUGGGGAAAGGUGGUUAUGGAAAGGUCUUUCAAGUUCGAAAAGUUGUUGGAGCUGCAUCAGGCAAAAUAUUUGCCAUGAAAGUUUUAAAAAAGGCUAUGAUUGUACGCAACGCCAAGGACACGGCCCACACGAAGGCAGAGAGGAACAUCCUGGAGGAGGUGAAGCAUCCCUUCAUAGUUGAUCUCAUCUACGCCUUCCAGACCGGAGGGAAGCUGUACCUCAUCCUGGAGUACCUGAGCGGAGGAGAACUGUUCAUGCAGCUGGAGAGGGAGGGCAUCUUCAUGGAAGACACAGCCUGUUUCUACCUGGCUGAGAUCUCCAUGGCUCUGGGCCACCUGCACCAGAAGGGCAUCAUCUACAGAGACCUGAAGCCAGAGAACAUCAUGCUCAACAACCACGGGCAUGUGAAGUUGACAGACUUUGGAUUGUGUAAAGAGUCAAUUCACGACGGCACAGUCACCCACACUUUCUGCGGUACCAUCGAAUACAUGGCCCCAGAGAUCUUGAUGAGAAGCGGACACAACAGAGCAGUAGACUGGUGGAGUCUGGGCGCUCUGAUGUACGACAUGCUCACAGGAGCGCCACCGUUCACUGGUGAAAACCGCAAAAAAACCAUUGACAAGAUCCUGAAGUGUAAGCUCAGCCUCCCACCCUACCUCACACAAGAAGCAAGAGAUCUCCUGAAACGGUUGUUAAAGAGGAACGCCUCGUCGCGGCUGGGAGCGGCAGCAGGAGACGCCACAGAGGUGCAGGCUCAUCCCUUCUUCAGACACACCAACUGGGAGGAUCUACUGGCUCGGAAAGUGGAGCCCCCCUUCAAACCUUUCCUGCAAUCAGCUGAAGACGUGAGUCAGUUCGACUCGAAGUUCACCAGCCAGACGCCGGUCGACAGCCCGGACGACUCGACGCUCAGUGAAAGUGCCAAUCAAGCCUUCCUGGGUUUCACAUACGUUGCUCCGUCAGUCCUGGAAAACAUCAAAGAGAGGUUCGCAUUUGAGCCAAAAAUCCGCUCACCUCGACGCAUCGUGGGCAGCCCGAGAACACCUCUCAGCCCAGUCAAGUUCUCAGGCGGGGAGUGCUGGGCCCGGAGCCCCCUUCUCCCUGGCGCAGGACCAAGUGUCCUCCAGUCACCUCAGGACCAGGCCAUGGAGCUGUCCACCCCGGAGCAGAUGGAUGUCACAACCAGCUCCGAGGCCUCGGCCCCUCUUCCCAUCCGUCAGCCUGCCGGGGUCAACCUGGGCCAGAUGAAGCAGCAAGCCUAUCCCAGCAUGGCCAAGCGGCCCGAGCAUUUACGUAUGAACCUAUGACCCACCGCGCCUCCGUAGGAAAGUUCAUUUAUUGACUCUUUUUUUAAUUUAAUUUUUUUUUUUUUAAGAAACAAAGCAAAAAGAUAUGGAUGCUGGAGACGAUUCAAAUCCAAAAUUGCACAUCCGCACACUCCAUAUACUGUCACAACCUGGAGUUAGUGCGUGGGUCUGCGGCUCCGGCGUGCUGCAGUUGAGGCCUCGCCGCUUCUCCUCCGACACCUCAGGUCUCAUGACCUGUGUCUUCUGAACUGGACUAGUAGGACUGGAAACCCCUUUCUUGAGGAGCCACAGCCUUUUUGUGCGACCUGGAAAUCAAAAAGGCGACAACGUAUCGCACAGUAUGCAAGCUAUUUACUCUAAAAUGCCGUCAGUCUACUGUAUAAGACGACGUCCAAAGUGCUUCGUGCUAUUUGAAUGAAUGCCGGUGAGGCAAACUGCUUUCAUUGGGAGAUUUUGAAAGUUCUUCUCAGACAAAAAAAAAGUAAAAAUGCUUCCUGGCUCUGAAUGAAAUGAUAUAAAUUAGGUUAAUUAUUGAAAAAGAAUUGAGCAUUGUGAGCAGAGGUUCUGGUAUUGAUGAAUAUACACAAUGGAUGCAUUAACUGUGCUUAUACAUCAAUGAUGAAACAAAGAGCCGAGAUUCAAAAAGAGAGAAACCUUGACUUUUUACGUUCUUUCGGCAUUAAAGGCGUAUUUGAUGUGGGAACCGUACUUUGAUUCUCUGCUCUUAAGGCGUGCUACACUGCAGGACGAAUCGCUGGAUUAGUUGACACGUCAGACAUAAUUCAGCUUGAUCACCGCGACCACCCGAAAAUGUCUCACUGAUCUGGGUGCUGCUUUGUGUGACCACAAUCUGAGCGCUGACAGGACCGUCAGACCCCCGACUGACCCCCGGAGUGAGCUCAUACUGGAGACUGUGGCACCAGUUGAUCUGGAUCCUCAGUUGUGGGGUUUGAUGCUCAGAAAACUCGGGGCAACAUUCACAGCGUCUGACAUCAGCUCACUUGUUUAGGAGGGAAGUUUUAGAAACCCCGAAAAAGCAAGGAAAAUUCUAAUAAAAUAAAAAUAAAAAGUG
Anarrhichthys ocellatus (wolf-eel) is the source of this 2672-nucleotide messenger RNA. It is a transcript of the gene rps6kb1b, whose product is annotated as ribosomal protein S6 kinase b, polypeptide 1b. NCBI's taxonomy places the organism in Eukaryota, Metazoa, Chordata, Actinopteri, Perciformes, Anarhichadidae. Gene Ontology annotation, molecular function: ATP binding; protein serine/threonine kinase activity. The transcript has 15 exons. Gene Ontology annotation, biological process: protein phosphorylation; signal transduction. Bases 80 to 1600 code for a protein of 506 amino acids. The record is from RefSeq and is a predicted model, not a curated record.